UUUAUUACCGGUCUUAUGAUGUGGAAUGUCAUGGAAGGAGCUAAGGCCCAAUACCUCAAGAGACUGGCCAAGAGAAAUCAGAAACCAUUAAACUCACAGGACUUGAACUGUUCCCAAGGUUGCUUGAGAUGGACUACUUGAGAGAGGCUGUAGAGUUGUUCAUGUCAGAGAGAUUCUGUGUCUACAGGAACGUAGCAGCUGUGGUUGGUUCGCUGGUGCUGCUCAGGUUCACACUGCGGUUCCUGUGUAAUGCUUGCAGCUGGUUGAGGGCAUAUUUCCUCGCUCCACUAGGUCUGGGGCGUACCAACCUUAAGAAAUAUGGACCAUGGGCAGUUGUAACAGGAGCCUCUGAGGGAAUUGGGCGUGGCUAUGCUCUCGAGUUGGCCAGACAAGGACUGAAUGUGGUUCUCAUGAGCAGAUCUCAAGAGAAACUGGACAAAGUGGCCACUGAAAUAAAGGCUAGGUACGCAGGUCGUGAGGUUCGUGUGGUCCCGGUUGACUUCUCCCAGGGUGCGGAGAUCUUCCCCCAGAUAGCAGAGAGUGUGCAAGAUCUUGACGUCGGAAUAUUGGUGAACAAUGUUGGGUUGGGUAAUGAACAUCCCGAGGUGUUGCUAAAGAUGCCAAUAGAGAGGAUGCGCAAGAUGGUGGAGCUCAAUAUUCAAACUUUGAUGCACAUGUCACAUCUCAUCAUGCCCCAGAUGGUUGCUAAGGGGCGUGGGCUUGUCAUCAACUUGUCGUCGGCCGCUGCUAUUAGACCUGGCGUCAUGCACACUGUCUAUGCAUCUACUAAAUCUUUUGUUGACUUCUUCUCCACGUCUCUUUCUCUGGAGUAUGCCAGCAAGGGAAUCAUUGUUCAGAAUGUUGCUCCAUUUUUUGUUGCCACAGCAUUGAGUGGAAUGCGUCGCACUAAUUUGUUUGUUGCCGAUGCCAACCAGUACGCCAGGUCUGCUCUGGCUACAGUGGGUAUAAUGAGCUUCACCCACGGAACACUCAGUCAUUCAAUGCAGGCAGUGUUGAUCCGGCUUAUCCCCCAGUGCCUCCUCAUACCCGGGAUGUGGCGUGCCAUGAAAGGAGCUAAGGCAAAAUACCUCAAGAAACAAGCCAAGAGAAAGUGAAUUGCCAUUAAUUGCAGACUAUAGUCUAGCUAUAGUUAGGGGUUGAGUGUGGAGUAUGGACAUGUAAUUGGUUGUAUUGUGUUUUAAUGUUGUUGAUUUUUGUAAAUUUUGAUAUAAAUGUGAGAGCUGAAAAGCUGCCUGACUGUG
Molecule: messenger RNA, 1262 nt
Organism: Halichondria panicea
Lineage: Eukaryota; Metazoa; Porifera; Demospongiae; Suberitida; Halichondriidae
Product: very-long-chain 3-oxoacyl-CoA reductase-like
Exons: 11
Coding region: 129-1115 (328 amino acids)
Cellular component (GO): endoplasmic reticulum
Molecular function (GO): oxidoreductase activity
Source: RefSeq, a predicted model, not a curated record